Messenger RNA from Zychaea mexicana, 3213 nucleotides. RefSeq lists its product as uncharacterized. NCBI's taxonomy places the organism in Eukaryota, Fungi, Mucoromycota, Mucoromycetes, Mucorales, Lichtheimiaceae. The coding region runs from base 1 to 3213 and encodes 1070 amino acids. The record is from RefSeq and is a predicted model, not a curated record. Gene Ontology annotation, molecular function: protein serine/threonine kinase activity; ATP binding. Gene Ontology annotation, cellular component: nucleus; cytosol; cytoplasm. The transcript has 6 exons. Gene Ontology annotation, biological process: protein phosphorylation; intracellular signal transduction; negative regulation of glycogen biosynthetic process.
AUGCAAAGCAUAAUCACAGUGAACCAGACGAACGCACGGGACGAUAUAACCAGCAUCAUUACACCUCGACCGAACGACAACGACGUCGAAGACCUCGAAGACCUAUCAUCAUUAGCAGCAGACGGCCUGAUCCGGCUACGCGACCAUCCUGAAGACGAACGGCCCAAAGAAAGUGUUAGAUUCGCUCAAGAAUCGUUGCACAGCUACCGGUUUUCAUCAUCCACAAGUGCAACUACCCGCACAGAUCUGGCCGAAAUACGCAAGAGCUUGAUGAAUCGUUCAAUUGACUUUAUGAAGCAUAAAUCCACAUCGCUCAAGACGCCCGACACCCUUCCUGCACAUUACCAUCCAUCCACCCUGUUAAACAACGACGACACGAACGACUUGGCCUACAGCAGGAGCAAAACAAAGAGCGUCGGAUACAGUCCAGUAGCAUCCUUCAAUGUCGAGCAAUAUCGCGCCUCUCGACGUCGGCGACGGAGUAAUCCUAUGCCGGAUAUCCAAGAAGGAAAACUCUCAAGGCCUGCAUCGCCUGUAACACCAGAUGAUGUCGAUCUCGUCACCGAACAAUUAAAGCAUCUCAACCACAACAGCCAUCAUGAUCACCAUCAUCUCUCUCAUAGCAAUAACAAUAACCAUGACAUCAGUCAUCAUACCGAGUCGCGCGCUUUCAUCAACGACACAAACAUCUCCUCUUCCUCGUAUUCUUCAUACUCCUCUUCUUCUUCCUCGGAAAGUGACUCAAACCCUUCUACUGCUGCUACAACUCCUACGCCCCCUGCUCCUACUACUACAAAGCGACCGGGCAUCCAGCGCAAAGUGUCGACAUCCGCCAACAUCUUUCCACAUCCAGCACUACACAACACAUCCAGAUUCCUGCCACAGAACCAAGCCAUUCUAACUACCUACGACGAUUGGCGAGUCAUACUUUCAAACGACAUUGCAGCACUUGUGCUGGUGGGUAUAGGCGGUAGCUGCCGAGGACUCGUGGGCAAAUCCGUUGUCGACUUUAUCGAGCCAUCCUACCGAAACCGUUUCCUAGAUAUGGUAACAAGGCGACGAGAGGAGCUCAGCCAUCUUGAAGACAGCACUGGCGGAAUGGUUCUUGUUUGCGGAAACGUGCUACCUAUUGUAAAGCAGGAUGGUUCCAGAUCGGCUGCGUCGCUGUGGCUCAAGGAAAAGCGGAACGAUGCCGGCUCUCCGGUCUAUAUCUGGAUCUUUGAAGAGGUGUUUGAAACAGUCACUCACAUCACCGUCAACAUGCAGGGUAUCAUCCAAUACACAGAUGAGUGUGUCCACGAGCUCUACGGCUAUGAACCCGGCGAACUGAUCGGCAAGUCAGUUGACAUGUUAAUUCCCUCGCUUAACCAUGUACAAGACAUUAGCCGGUUGCGCUUUUUUGGCAGCAGAACAAAGCUUGGAGCGCAUUUUCCCAUCAUUGCCAAAAUACACACCGUAUCAAAAGAGCCCGAGUGUUUCACGCUGCGAAUCACAUCGAUACCAAUGAUUGCCGGACUCGUGACCAUCCGCAAAGAUGGCACUAUAGAAGGCUGCAAUGCUGUCUUUGCCAGGUACAUGUUUGGUCUUUCACAAGAAGAACUUGUAGCUACCGACAUUGCAGACUUGAUGCCUCAAAUACCAACCUUGCUCAGCUGCUUACAGCGCGACGACCUGCUGCAGCACGGCAUCAUUAUCAACAGCCUAAUAUGUCGCAAACUGAUUGCAGACAUGGACAAUGAAAAGCUCUUGUCGUCUCUUCCUAAUGCCGCCGCUGCCAACAACAACAACAACAACAAAACCACUACCAGCAAUAUUCGACGUCUCACGCACGCUCCUAACGGUCAAAUCCUACCUGUUUUACUGGCCGUUCAUCGUGACAAAACACCAUUCGAGAUCCAGCUACAGCUAAAGCUUGUUGAAGGCUCAGACGACCUAUGUGCUUUGUGGAUCACCUUUGACCGAGAAGCGACCUUUUCACGAUGUGGCCAUAUCAACUCAACAUAUAAUCCACCACUCGAAAUCAAACAACAUGACGGAUUAGGCUUACCGGCAGCCAAACGACCGCCUCCUCCUCCUGAUCCGGCACCAGACUCACAAGAGCCAGAAAAGCCAUUACCUGCAGCGGCAGCAUCAGAAACAACAACAACAACAUCAGCAGCAGCAGUAGUAACCCCAUCGUCACCACAGUCAAUAGAAGAAAAAGCUGAAAAGUCAAAGCAAGAAGCGACGACAGCAGUUGAAGAGCGGCCUUCACGCAUCAUUACCAGUUUCUCUCGACCUACUUAUAUCUCUGCUUCACAAACACCCGGAGCUGCGGUCCCGUCGUCUCCUAUUUCACCAUGCACACCACGCUCUCGACCCUCUUCACGACCCCCAUCCACACAAGUAGUAUUACCCGACUAUUCAGCACAAACAAACGCAACGACGAUAGACGACUACACGAUUCUGGACAACCUGGGCCAAGGUGCGUACGGCCUUGUCAAGCUUGCAGUCAAAAGGGAUGACCCAGAGCAGAAAAAGGUUGUGAUCAAGUACGUGAUCAAGUCCCGGAUCCUGGUAGACUGCUGGACCAAGGAUCGCAAGCUCGGUGUCAUUCCGGUCGAGAUCCACAUUCUGCACACGCUUCGCAAGAUCCCACACAAGAAUUGCAGCGACAUGCUCGACUAUUUCGAGGAUGACGACCACUACUACAUCGUUAUGGGCUUACACGGCGUUGGAAUGGACUUGUUUGACUAUAUCGAAUUAAAGAACGGCAUGAUGGACGACGAGAUCCGGGAUAUUUUUAAGCAAAUUGCCGAGGCUGUGCGCCACCUGCACGACAACAAAAUUGUCCACCGCGAUAUCAAGGACGAAAACGUUGUGCUGGACCAAAACGGGGGUGUGCGACUGAUUGACUUUGGCAGCGCGGCCUAUCUGAAAGGACGACGGUACGAUACAUUUGUGGGCACAUUGGAUUAUGCAGCACCGGAGAUCCUGGCGGGUCAGACGUAUGAGGGACCGGCCCAGGAUAUUUGGGCGCUCGGUAUCUUGCUGUACACGCUUGUGUAUCGCGAAAACCCAUUUUAUGACAUUGACGAGAUUUUGAGCCACGAGCUGCGGGUCCCGUUUGUACUAUCUGAUGGCUCGCUGGGCCUGAUUAAGAAGAUGCUGGAUCGCAAUGUGGAUCAACGACCUAAUAUUCACGCGGUGCUGGCACACCCGUGGUUAAACUAA